GGAAGAGUCUGCAGGCUGAUUUACUGAUCGGCGCAUGUUGUGUGUUGCUGAACAGCGUUCAGAGGCGGAAGCGGGACAAGACGAAGACGCGCUGGCUCAAGAGCUCGGUCGGGAGAGGAGAUGGCUUAGCAGUCCCACAUGCAUACAUGCAGAGGUGGAGUGAGUGAAGCGCGCGGCUGCUCGCCUUUCCCCGGAUCUCUGUCUGCACCAUGAGCGUGGCUCUGCAGGACCUGCGGAACAACAUGUCGAACUACAAGCGUGCAACCUUUGAGGAAGAAGAGGGGUCAGACAUUCCGGCUGAUGGAGCGCUUUCUCCCGACAGCGUGGAGGUGGGUUUCCGGAAAGGUGGAGUCCAGUUGUGUGGUGGAUUAGGACGAAGGACGCAGCUGGAGAUGGUGUUGGCUGUUUUACUUGUGGCCUCCAUGUUAUCACUUUUUGCUUGUGCCAUUACUCUGGGAGUUCAUUACAAAAAUGAUCCGUCGUGUAGCCUGUGUCUGACUGAGGCAUGUGUGACAGUGGCCAGUAAGAUAGUGGAGUCUCUGGAUCGCACAGUUGACCCAUGUCAGGAUUUCUACCAGUAUGCAUGCGGUGGCUGGAUUCGCAAAAACCCCCUUCCUGAUGGACGCUCACGUUGGAGCACCUUUAACAGCAUCUGGGACCAGAACCAGGCCAUGCUCAAACAUCUUCUCGAGAACGGCACCUUUAACUCGAGUAGUGAAGCAGAGAAAAAAGCUCAGUUCUACUACUUGUCUUGUCUGAAUGAGCAGCGCAUCGAGGAGCUCGGAGCCCAGCCACUCAUUGACCUCAUCUCUAAGACAGGGGGUUGGAACAUCACUGAGCCAUGGGAAAAGGAUAACUUCAUGGAGGUACUGAAGACAGUCUCAGGCCCAUAUAGAGCGCAGCCUUUCUUCACUGUGGGAGUUAGCGUGGACCCUAAAAACUCAAACAGCAAUGUAAUUCAGGUUGAUCAAUCCGGGCUCUUCCUUCCCUCCCGGGAUUAUUACCUCAAUAAGACUAAUGAGAAGGUAUUAAAGGCAUAUCUAGACUACAUGGUGGAGCUUGGGCUGUUACUGGGAGGCGAUAAAAACUCCACUCAGAGUCAGAUGCAACAGAUUUUGGACUUUGAGACGGCACUUGCCAACAUCACAGUGCCCCAGGAUGAGCGCAGGGACGAGGAGAAAAUCUACCACAAAAUCACCAUCGCUGAGCUGCAGAAACUUGCACCAGCAGUGGAUUGGCUGGACUACCUGACCUCUGCCCUUUCACCCCUGGAGCUAAAUGAUACAGAACCGGUAGUCGUGUAUGCCAAGGAAUACCUGCAGCAAGUCUCAGACCUCAUCAACAAGACUGACCGCAGUUUGCUGAAUAACUACAUGAUUUGGAAUCUGGUGCAGAAAGGAGCAUCCAGUCUUGACCAGCGCUUCGAGAAUGCCCAGGACAAACUCCUGGAGAGUCUAUACGGCACCAAAAAGUCAUGUACACCUCGCUGGCAGACCUGCAUUGGAAACACAGACGACACUCUGGGUUUUGCUCUGGGUGCACUGUUUGUUAAAGCCACAUUUGACAAAUACAGCAAAGAGAUUGCUGAGGGGAUGAUCAAUGAGAUUAGAUCUGCUUUUAAAAGUGCUUUGAACCACCUCACGUGGAUGGAUGAAUGGACACGGCAAGCUGCCAAGGCAAAGGCUGAUGCCAUCUAUGACAUGAUCGGUUUUCCAGACUUCAUCCUGGACCCCAAGGAGCUGGAUGAAGUAUAUGACGGGUACGAGGUCUCAGAGGAUAACUUUUUCCAGAAUAUGCUCAACUUCUACAACUUCUCAGCCAGAGUGAUGGCAGAUCAGUUGCGCAAACCUCCCAACAAAGACCAAUGGAGCAUGACUCCGCCUACAGUUAAUGCAUACUACAUGCCUACGAAGAAUGGCAUUGUGUUUCCUGCUGGAAUCCUACAAGCUCCGUUCUAUGCCCGGGACCACCCCAAAGCACUAAACUUUGGGGGCAUUGGUGUGGUCAUGGGGCAUGAGCUUACUCACGCUUUUGAUGACCAGGGCAGAGAGUACGAUAGGGAUGGAAACCUAAGGCCAUGGUGGCAGAACUCUUCUGUAGACGCUUUUAAGAACCGCACAGAGUGCAUGGUGGAUCAGUACUCUCAGUACACCAUUAAUGGCGAACAUAUAAAUGGCAAACAAACCCUGGGAGAGAACAUCGCAGACAACGGAGGCCUAAAGGCUGCCUAUCAUGCUUAUAGGUCAUGGGUAAGGAAGAAUGGGGAGGAGAAAAGACUCCCAGCUGUCAAUCUAACUAAUGACCAGCUCUUCUUUGUGGGGUUUGCACAGGUUUGGUGUUCUGUACGGACACCAGAGAGUGCUCACGAAGGCUUAAUGACAGAUCCUCACAGCCCACCCAAAUACCGUGUCAUUGGCACACUGUCUAACUCUCCUGAAUUCGCUGAGCAUUUCCAGUGUCCACUCGGCUCACAAAUGAACUCGGGCCACCGCUGUGAGGUGUGGUAAGAGCAGAAAAACAGCAGGUCUGCAGGUUUGCUUUGCUUCAACCAGUGGAGCAGAUAGACUUUGCCUUUUCUCAAGCACUGGACUACUACUUCUUUACAUUUUUCUUGUAGAAUAUGAAAUGUUGUUGGAUAUGAAGCUGAUUUAUAAUGGGUAGUGCCAGAGCCAGGAGGAUACACAGAGUGUGUUAGCCGUUGUUUGUUUGUCCAGCAACUGAUGUCCUACUCCCCUUCUGCACGGCCACAAAAAGCCCACGCUGGGCUGUCCUAUUUAUUUUUUUGCUGCACUUGUACUUAGGUGUGGUAGAACGACAAGGGUUGAAGAAGCUUUUCUAUGCUUGUGUGAUUUUUUUUGUGCUUCAGCUGGACAAGACUUAUUCUCCCAGGAAAAAACAAACAAAAACCUGUGAUGUCAGAGGGAGUGCCUGAUCUCACUUUGACUUCACAGGAAGCGUUUGAAUCCGUCUAUGACCUCAAAGGAAGUGCCAUACUGUCUCAGUAACUUCACAGGAAGCAUUAGGAAUGAGAACUGGCUGAGCCUCAUCUGCCAGGGAGCCCACAGGAAGGAAGUGACAUCAUACUUCUCUGUAUUUUAAUUUUGCCAAGUGGCUUACUUCUGGUUGUUACUUUGUAAUGGAGGACGGCCACCACUCCAUCAUCCAACCUGUGUUUUUUUCUUUUUUCCAUUCACUUAUUUACAAGUUGACAAAGUUGAAGUGACCUGGUUGCAUAAACUGCUUUUUGCCAAAGAAUGUUUGAGAUCUUUUUUUUUUUUUUGUUCCAUGUGUUCUGUAUGAAUGUGUAGAAAAACUUUUGCUUUUGCUCUACAAGUAAUCAUGAGGUGUGUUUGCAUGUGUGUGUGUUUAUUUUAAGGUUUCUCAUUUUGUGUUGAACAUUCAAUGAUGUCUAGCCUGCUUAAUUAAUUUCAAAUCAUUAUUUAAAGAAACCACUAAAAGAAAGGCGAUGUUUCAGGCUGUAAGAGUGAAUUGUAGCGUGCAGGGAAAAUGAACCCAUGAACCGCUGCUGUGGGCUACUUUGUCUGUGAUGUACAGUUUAAAUUCUCUGAGCAACUUUAGUUUUAUAAUGUAUUGCAGUGCUUCACCAUGAAAUAUCAUCAUGGAAAAUAAGCAAACGAGGAUGAGUUCCUGUUACCAUGAAUUCGCACUGAUUUGUCAUUGUAACCGCUCUACCAUGCAUAUUAGCCAUUUUAAUACUUCGGUGGGUUAUAAUAUUUGUUUGCUUCAGUUGUUUAUUUAUAUACUUUAAAGGAGCAGUCAUUAAAUACGAUAGCGUUAUGUUUACAAAGUGCAUUGACUGACCGGCCACGGUCUCAUGGUUUAUAAAGGAGAAUGUCAUUAGCCACCUCUCCGUCACCUCUUCAGCCCAAAGAAUACUGACAGUUUGUGUUUUAAAGCUGCUGAUGUAUGACUUUGUUCAUCCACCACCCUUUAAGUGAAACUUUCUAGCUUCGUCACAUUUUAAAAAGCGCUAUACCACUGAAUUGUUUCAGCCGGAUGAUCACAAAAUCCACACGUUGUAUCUGGUACAAUGUUAACUGUGCUAUUUUGUCUGUUGCUGUUUUGUUUAGUCUCUAUCCAUCGUUUAGACAUACAGUAGGGCUCAGAUUGUAAAAACUGUUCAACUGUCUUAUUUAACUGGGAGGGGUUUCGUGUCACCUGUCUUAUAAUGCACCUCAGCUGCAGUGUCUGUGUCUCGGUGUCAACAGUUCCUCAGUUUAUCAGUCUCCUAAUGACAGGUCUGGAAUCUCAGGCUACUAUUUUGUCACGUGUGUUUAAUUAAACCCUGUUUGAAGGCGUGUUUUUUGCCUAAACAA
This is a messenger RNA of Clarias gariepinus (North African catfish), 4337 nucleotides long. RefSeq names its product endothelin converting enzyme 2b (gene ece2b). Lineage: Eukaryota; Metazoa; Chordata; Actinopteri; Siluriformes; Clariidae. The record is from RefSeq and is a predicted model, not a curated record. Gene Ontology annotation, biological process: protein processing. Gene Ontology annotation, cellular component: plasma membrane. The transcript is spliced from 20 exons. The coding region runs from base 210 to 2507 and encodes 765 amino acids. Gene Ontology annotation, molecular function: metalloendopeptidase activity.